Molecule: messenger RNA, 1530 nt
Organism: Gadus morhua (Atlantic cod)
Lineage: Eukaryota; Metazoa; Chordata; Actinopteri; Gadiformes; Gadidae
Exons: 3
Coding region: 286-1530 (414 amino acids)
Source: RefSeq, a predicted model, not a curated record
AGCAUCGGAGAAAUGACAUGCAUCGAAUUCAUGGACAAUUGCAGUUGUCCAAUUGAGGAGCAGAGUCGAACUAUGGCUGUAAUCGGAUUAAAAUGUGCAUGUUAACGUACUGAAUGACGAAGCCCUGAAGCAGAGCUUCGGGCCAACUACAUUGGCUGGCUGCUCAUGUUGCAUUGUUUUCUCCCUCUUUCCCACAUUUGCGGAAAUUAACCUGAUUGUCAAGCUCAACACUGAAUUGAAACAUCACCACUCCCUUAAUAUUAAUUCAUUUUCUAUUUGCUCUUCAUGAUUCUUUCCCUGAUUGGUGGUGGUUACAUCAGCCCUGGACACAACUCAUCAAACUACCCAAAGACUGCCAUGGCUCAUUCCACAACUGCCAGACUUAAAGUGAUUUUGGGGGACAACAACAUUGAAAAACUGACACUUCCCAAUGGAAUACCAGAGUCACUAGAUGACCUUAUCGGCACGAUAAGGAGUACGUUCGGAUUAAAGUGCAGCUUGAAACUGCAGUACAUGGACCAAGAUUUUGGCAAUGACUUUUUCAAUCUGAACUCUACUGCUGAACUCCAGGAUUUGGGGACAAUCAAGGUCAUCCAGCAAACAACGUUGAUCAGUGCCACUGCAUCCUCUGCUUCUGUUUCAUCCGAGUCGGAUGACUGUGUUUCACUGGCAUCAAACGACACUAUACUGCUUUCAUCCCCCGAGUCUCUGUCAUCUCGAACCAAGCAGUGGCCAGAGGAAUUUCCAAUUCCUCAAUUUUCCUACGACACGGAGUUGCAGUUAGUGAAAGGUAAUUCUGAGUGCCAGGUUGGAAACAAGUUGUUAACCUUGAGCUCCCGAAUAAAAUCUGAUAUCUUGAAUAGAGUAGUUGAAGAAAUUUACCGAUAUAAGGCCUACCCGGAGGAUGCACAUUUCUGCACAGUUGCAGAGGCCUUAAUCAAAAAGCACCCUUGUUUAAAAGAGCCUGGCUCAUUCAAUGGCUGCUACGGCUGGAAACAGCGACUGAAGUACAAAAUGGGAAACUACCGGACUCAACUCAAAGUGCUGGGGUGUCCAGAGCUGUCAGUAAAUUCCCUGAGAUCGAAAUCAACGAUGGAUGCUUUCCCUGCUAAAAAGGUGAAGAGGCCAAAACGAGCCAAAGCCAACUUCUAUCCAUCCUUCCCUACUGGAGAAACUCAGGACAGCAUGGAAAAAGAGAGAAUAGAACUUCUGACAGAUGUCAAGAUGAGGAACAAUGAAAGGGUAAUCACGGACAAAAUGGCUUGCACGUUUGCCUACAGACGACAAGAGGUGGUCAACCAAGAACCCAGCAUUCAAGACUUUAAAGACCGGUGGCCUGCCUUGUUCCAUCAGAAAGAGAUCGAUACAGAGUUCCUGAGGCUCAUGGCUGUUCCUCUUGAGGAUAUGUUCUUCGCCCAGUUGGACAUCCACUCAAGUCAGCUAAUCAGAGUCAUCCGGGCCAAAGGUGGAUCAACACGCCAAAAGAAUGCUGACAUUUUGGACCAGGUACAUCUAGAGCAUCAAAAAUAA